GAUCCAUCGGCAUACCUCAUUUAUGUUACAAUCGUCACCAUGCUUGCACGCGUUGGUCUUAUAGUGUGUGUUGGGAUAUUCCUAACGUGUGCGAGUCCUGUGCCUCAAGAAAACAAUGACCCAGAUGUUGUAGACCGAACACCAGCACUAGAUAUAUUUGAAGAACAAACGACUGAGAUAGCCACUGAAGACCCACUUGCAAAUGGUGAUCAGGCAAGCAAUCCGUCAGUCGCUCAAGAGGGUGGAAAUGAAAACGAAGCUGAAUCGAACACUGAAGUAAAUGAGACUGCUAACAAUAAUGAGGGCAAUGAAACUGAAUCUGAGCCUGAGAACAGUAAAAACGAUGAAGGGUCAGAAUCAGGAGCUGGAACUAAUGAGCCUCCUAUUGAAGACAGCGACUCAAAAUCUGAAAGUAAUGAAAAUGAUUCAGGAAAUGCACAUGAAGACCCAGUUCAUGGAAGUGAUGAAGACGACUCAGAAGAUGAUGAUGAACAUAACGAUUCAGAUGAGGACCACGCCGUGGCAUGGUCCUCAUCCGUGGAUGAUGAACAUCAAAUUAAUUUGAAUGUCAUAGAAUUAAACGAUGUCACUUUAAGGGUUUACAAAACAUCGGAGAAUCCUGAGUAUUUCAUGUGCCAAGAAAUUAAGAGGCAAGACAAGAUUUUAGAAAAAAUUUGCUACAUUUCAUCACCACCUCCGUUUUUCUUUAAUUUCCAUCCGAGGGAGCAAGUGUCGGUAUUCCGUCAACAUACAAAUGGCCAAGACUUCAUUUGUCAGGAUAUAACAACCCUUCUAUCAGGAUCACUUCAAGUCCUAUGCGCUUCAAAUAAGGAACACUAUUUCAAGCAAUCGUAUGGUCUCAAGAAAUUUAUCGUAUAUCAUAAGAAAUCAUCAUAAAUUAUUUAUUGGGAUAAUAAUUCACAAACCCAAUUUAUUCUUUCUUAAACCAUAUUGGUAGGCACCUAUGUAAAUUAAAUCUUAAAUACCAAACAUACUAUUUUGUUGUUAUAUCUUAUAUUAAAGUAACAUAAAAUAAUAAUAUCAGUGUUACCUUUUAAAAUAAAGUGUCAAUUUAUUACUUGUUUAAUUUUGUUUAAUUGUUGGAUUUUCUUGAAUAAAAGCAAAUAGGUGAGGAAUAUUGUUUGUAGACACUUGUAUCUAUAAGAUUUUAUCCUUAUAAACAGAGCAAAAAACUGGGAAAACCGUUUGUUGUUAAAUCUUGUUAUACAUAAAUAUAAUAAUUAACAUA
Molecule: messenger RNA, 1249 nt
Organism: Ostrinia nubilalis (European corn borer)
Lineage: Eukaryota; Metazoa; Arthropoda; Insecta; Lepidoptera; Crambidae
Exons: 3
Coding region: 40-897 (285 amino acids)
Source: RefSeq, a predicted model, not a curated record